This is a messenger RNA of Pseudoliparis swirei, 2180 nucleotides long. It is a transcript of the gene casp3a, whose product is annotated as caspase 3, apoptosis-related cysteine peptidase a. Bases 146 to 985 code for a protein of 279 amino acids. Gene Ontology annotation, biological process: keratinocyte differentiation; erythrocyte differentiation; apoptotic process. Gene Ontology annotation, cellular component: cytoplasm. The transcript has 6 exons. The record is from RefSeq and is a predicted model, not a curated record. Lineage: Eukaryota; Metazoa; Chordata; Actinopteri; Perciformes; Liparidae.
AUGACAUCAGCAUCUUUGUUUACCAGCCGGGUGCAGCUAGCCAACCUCUCCGUUAGCAACUAGCACUGGUCGGCUGUCGGGUUCGCUGUUCGUCACACAGGGUGUGUAACUUCACCGUGAGGAUAAUUAACAAGUCGUUAAUAAUAUGUCUGUAAACGGACCCGGAGGAGACUCCACAGACGCAAAGAGUAACUAUGGAAAACAGUCAGAGUCCUCUUUAUCUGCUUCCAUGGACGUGGAUGCAAAGCCCAAUGCCCACAGCUUCAGAUACAGCCUGAAUUUCCCCGUCAUCGGCCAGUGCAUCAUCAUCAACAACAAGAACUUUGACAGCAACACAGGCAUGAAUCAGCGAAACGGUACAGAUGUGGAUGCAGCCAAUGCCGUGAAAGUAUUUGGAAAGUUGGGUUAUAAGGUGAAGGUUUACAACGACCAGUCAGUGGAGGAGAUGAAACGGGUUUUAGUUUCUGUUUCACAGGCCGAUCACACCUGCUACGCCUCGUUUGUCUGUGUUCUGUUGAGUCACGGCGACGACGGCGUGUUCUUUGGUACCGAUGGCUCGGUAGAGCUCAAGUAUCUGACGUCACUUUUUCGCGGUGAUUGCUGCAAAUCCUUGGCGGGAAAGCCCAAACUCUUCUUCAUCCAGGCCUGCAGAGGCACCGAUCUGGACCCAGGCAUUGAAACAGACAGUGUAGAUGAUGACAGUACCAGGAUCCCUGUGGAAGCAGACUUCCUCUAUGCCUACUCCACAGCCCCAGGCUACUACUCCUGGAGGAACACUAUGACUGGGUCCUGGUUCAUGCAGUCGCUCUGUGACAUGAUUGGCAGAUAUGGCAAAGAAUUGGAGCUCCAGCACAUCAUGGUUCGAGUGAACCACAAGGUGGCGCUAGAGUUCGAGUCCGCCUCCAACUCGCCAGGCUUUAAUGCCAGGAAACAAAUCCCAUGCAUUGUGUCGAUGCUGACCAAAGAGAUGUAUUUCUUCCAUUGAUGUCGUCUUUCCAUUGGAAGACUCCAGCCCUUUGUUUGCAGAAGGAAGGCUUGAGUAUAUAUGAGGUGGUGAGUCAUUUCUAGUUGACACUGUGGCUGAAUAUCUUGUGAAAGUUCAGCUCACAUAUUAUCUGGGAGAAGAUGUGAGCUUGCAUUAUGAGCUUCUUUCUGUGUGGAGUACAUAUCUGAGAUGAGGUAUCGCGGGUUUUAUUUAUUGUGCAGGACGAUAAUUUUGAAUCCUCGUUUUAAACCUUUAAUCAAAAAUCUUUGUUGAAAACGAUGUUAAACAAAAGGGUUGCACAACGUAACAAAUCAUCUAAAAGAUGAAAUGUUAAUCCAAUCUCAGUUUUCCACCAGCGAAUGCCUCUUUUCUGUUUUAUACUAAACACAUUUCAGGGAAUUGUUUUCAGAGCCAGUUUGAUGGGACCUUUUUAUAUUUGUUUGAUCAUGAAAACAUAAAUGAGCUUCCUGCCUUCCUCCAUCAGCAGUUUUUAACUAUUUUCUAAAUAAGACUUCGGUCUAUUUUGUGGGAUAAUGUGUCAUUUCUGUGCCGUUUUUCCCCAUCUUCUUUCACGGAGUCAGUGUAGUAACAUUUAAGGUUCUCAAACUAUAAUCAUUCACUCGGUAGGUAAAUUAAAGGAUGCUGUGUAGCAAAUUUAGGAACAUCCAUGUAGCUGUCAUGUUGGUCUUAAAGCUCAGAAUUCAUUUUGUGAAUGUUUUUCAUUUUCUAAACGUCAGACUUUUAAAGCUUGCAUGAGAAGAGCCAGCCCACUUGCAUGAUACUUUUGUUUGCUUAUCGCCAUACUUGAACACAUGUUUACAUUUCAUCAAAGGCAAUAGCUGUUGAUUUUCUUGUGGUUUUAAAAAAAGUUAAAACCAGAUGCUUUUCCACUUACAAAACUAUAAUUACACAGCACAAUUUUGAUUGUGUACUGAUCCAGGUGCUGGUCAUUUGUGAGUAAAUAUUUCAAUAUUUACUCAAAUGACCAGCACAUAUUUCAAUAUUUACAGCAAACCAGCUCAAAUCGAUUUUUGCUGUUAAAAUAUUUCACUGUUUGAAACCAGGUUUUAUGUCGUAUCCACAGAACUUUGCAUGGGCAUCACUUUUGGCUUUUUUAUAUCACUGUUUUGUAUGCCGUGAUACUUUGAGUUUGGUGUAAUGUUUUCUGGAAAAGAUUAAAAGCCACUUUUCAUUG